Salpingoeca rosetta is the source of this 1404-nucleotide messenger RNA. RefSeq lists its product as uncharacterized. The transcript has a single exon. The record is from RefSeq and is a predicted model, not a curated record. The coding region runs from base 109 to 1404 and encodes 431 amino acids. Lineage: Eukaryota; Choanoflagellata; Craspedida; Salpingoecidae.
CGCAACCUUGCCAAUUGCACAUACCUUGCCAAUUGUGGCAUUUUGCGCUUUGCGCUGCUGCUCUUGCUUGCUUGCACGCACCAGGAACGCAGACAGGCCAGAAGAAGGAUGCGAGUGGCCAGGACGACAGGGAUGCUGCCCACCGAGCCCACCAAGCCCACCAAGCCCACCAACACACGCCGAAGCUCCGGCGGGGAUAUGAUGGCGGCUAUGGCGGUGGUGCUCGCCGUGUGCUGCUGCUGGUGGGGCAUGCUCGAAACACAGGCAGCGACGAUGAAGGAGGACGACUGGGGCAACUUGCACGUGAACACAACCGACCCGCUGACCACGCGCGUGCUGUUGAAUGGGGUGGACGUAGCGCAGGAGAUGCUGGAGCUGCGCCAGCAAGCAGAGAGGAUGAACCGCGUGCUGACGUGCCUCAGGCGUGGCGACGGCGGUGUGGACGAGACGACCAUUGACGGCCUCGGCGAUGACGCCGCCAAGUGGCGCUCCACAGUCCUGGCACACAAUGGCAAGGUGUAUGGAAGCCCGUACAGCUCAUCCAUCGUGCCAAUCAUCGACCCACGCACCAACACAGUCGACCUGACGUCCAUCACCGACGUUGGCUCGGCCGAAAACAAGUGGACAGGCGCAGCAGUCGCGCCAAACGGCAAGAUCUACUGUGUGCCGCAGGAUGCCACAUCAGUGCUCAUCAUCGACCCGGAAACCAAGACGGUGGACACGACCUCCAUCAAGGGCUUCGUCUCCGGUCAAGACAAGUGGGAGGACGCCGUGCUUGCUCCAAACGGCAACAUCUACGCCGUGCCCGACAACGCUGACGCUGUGCUGGUGAUUGACACGGAGACGGACCAGGCCACAACCAUCAGCGUGCGUUCCGGUGACAACAAAUGGUUCGGCGCCGUCCUUGCAGACAACGGCAAAAUCUAUGCGGUGCCAGCCAGCGAGCGCGCGGUUCUCAUCGUGGACCCGACCACCGACACCGCAGACACAACUACCAUCAAAGGCCUCUCCUCCGACGAGUACAAGUGGGUCUCCGCCGUGCUCGGCAGCAACGGCAAGGUCUACGGCAUUCCGUUCAACGCCAAAUCCGUGCUCGUCAUCGACCCCGCAACAAAUGCCGUUGACACCACCACGCUUGGCGACCUGUCGUCCGCGCCCAACAAGUGGGUUGGCGCCGUCCUUGCCCCCAGCGGCCCAUACAUCUUUGCCACCCCGCACAGCGCCUCCUCGAGCCUCAUCAUCAACACCAGCACAAACACGACUGACAUCACGUCCAUCUCCGUCUCUUCAGUCGAGUACAAGUGGAAUGGCGCUGUUGCCGCACCAAACGGCAACAUCUACAUGCUGCCCCACGACCACCACACCGCCCUCGUCCUCGAUCCCUUUUGCUUCGUUGCCCUGUGA